Messenger RNA from Triticum turgidum subsp. durum (durum wheat), 729 nucleotides. Lineage: Eukaryota; Viridiplantae; Streptophyta; Magnoliopsida; Poales; Poaceae. The record is from the annotation of a GenBank genome assembly.
AUGAUUUUCUGCAGCUUGCCACAUAUAGAUAGUUUUAUUGCCAUUACGGGUCUUAUGUUAUGUCUUCUUAUAUGUUGGAUCUCUGUAUGGUUCCGAAAUUAUCUUGAUGAGACACCUUGCUUGUUGUAUUUUUCUUGUCUUCAUGACAGACAUUUUCCUUACAUUACUUCUAAUUCAUUGACUUACUUAUUUAUUUUGCAGUACUCUGUGGGCUGUGACAUCGCUCAUUACUUGUUGGCGAGGCAUGAUGAUACACCUGUGAUUGACAAGGAAACUCACAGGCUUGCUGCUGUGAAUAUGGACUGGGAUCAUAUUAAGGCGGUGGACUUGUAUAUGGUCAUGACAUCCUGUAUCCCGAAAGGUGGGCGAGUUGUAUCAGUUUCGAUAUAUCCAACAGAAUUUGGACUGAAGUGCAUGAACAUUGAGGCAACUCAAGGCCCUUCUGCUCUUAUUGGCGCUGAUGGUGAUGGUGAUGGGGAUGAGGAUGGGGAAGAUGAUAACAACGAUGAUAACGAUGACGAUGAUGAUGGCGAAGAAGAUAGUGACCUUGACUAUGAGACUGAGAACAACAAGCUCCGUACUUAUGAGCUAAACAAACUCAGGUACUACUAUGCAGUUGUGGUGUGUGAUUCUAGUACAACUGCAGAUCACCUAUACACAACUCUUGAUGGUACUGAAUUCUUGAAAACGGCAAAUGUGUUCCACGGACAAGGGUAUUUUCAACGCUGA